UGAAAAUGAAUCGAAAUGUACUACAUAUUUCCUCAGGUACGUGACGAACGAAACAUGCUCAAAGUCAACACUCGCAUCCACAGGAUUGUGAUGAUAUUCAGAUUAUUGCUUGACCAGUUUGCUGUUCUGGAAACCAGGACUGCCUUAGACUUCUAUGACUUCAGGGAAUAUCUCUCACCUGCUUCAGGCUUCCAGAGCCUGCAGUUUCGACUGUUGGAAAACAAGAUUGGGGUCCCGCACAACCAGAGGGUCCCCUACAACAGAAGGCAUUACCGGGACAAUUUCCGUGACCAGGAAAGUGAGCUGCUCCUGCAUUCAGAGCAGGAGCCCACGCUGCUGCAGUUAGUGGAGCAAUGGCUGGAGAGAACGCCCGGCUUGGAGGAAGAUGGCUUUAAUUUUGGGGGGAAACUGGAAACCAAUAUUUUUGAGGGGCUCAGGAGAGAGAAGGAACAAAUAGAGCAAAAACCAGCCUCCGAGAUGAAAGAGGAGAUGAUGGCCGAGCUCAUUAAGCAGAGAGACAUUUUCUUAUCGCUCUUUGAUGUGAAAAGACAUGAUCACUUAGUAAGCACAGGUCAGAGGAGACUGUCCUAUAAAGCACUGCAAGGAGCACUGAUGAUCUACUUCUACAGGGAGGAGCCUCGAUUUCAGGUUCCUUUCCAGCUCCUGACAUCUCUGAUGGACAUCGACACCCUCAUGACAAAAUGGAGAUACAACCACGUGUGUAUGGUUCACAGAAUGAUUGGCAGUAAAGACGGCACAGGUGGCUCAUCAGGCUAUCAGUACCUGCGCUCCACUGUCAGUGAUCGCUACAAGGUGUUUGUGGAUCUGUUUAACCUGGCCACCUUCCUGGUUCCGAGGGAGUGGGUUCCCAAACUGGACCCGAGUGAGCACACCUUCCUGUACAUGGCCGAUUGCUGCGACAGCUCCUACUGCAGCAGCAGCGAUGACUCAGACUAAACAGAUGGAGGCAUGAGGAAAGGAUGGACAGCGUUUGCAGAGUACAGAAGAAAAAAAAAAGCUCCACACCUCACAAGUCUACCAUCACCAAGAUUUGUCACCAAAAACUUUUUAAAUGACAGAAUGAGAGGCUACAAAGCUGUGCUGAUUUUACAGCAGUACUAGAAUAUGAAUUGAAAAGAUAUGAAUAUGAAAAGUCAAUUUAACAACAGCGGCAACAAAAUAUCUAAAAUGAUGCACUUGUGUAUAUAUUGUCAAUAUAAUAUAAUAUUUUAACAUGUAAUAAACUGAUUUCUGUUUUGUAAAUAAAAUACACAC
Molecule: messenger RNA, 1275 nt
Organism: Sinocyclocheilus rhinocerous
Lineage: Eukaryota; Metazoa; Chordata; Actinopteri; Cypriniformes; Cyprinidae
Product: tryptophan 2,3-dioxygenase A-like
Exons: 8
Coding region: 16-957 (313 amino acids)
Molecular function (GO): L-tryptophan 2,3-dioxygenase activity; metal ion binding; heme binding
Source: RefSeq, a predicted model, not a curated record